This is a messenger RNA of Myxocyprinus asiaticus (Chinese sucker), 1443 nucleotides long. RefSeq names its product NSE1 homolog, SMC5-SMC6 complex component (gene nsmce1). Gene Ontology annotation, molecular function: ubiquitin-protein transferase activity. The transcript is spliced from 8 exons. Gene Ontology annotation, cellular component: nucleus; Smc5-Smc6 complex. The record is from RefSeq and is a predicted model, not a curated record. NCBI's taxonomy places the organism in Eukaryota, Metazoa, Chordata, Actinopteri, Cypriniformes, Catostomidae. Bases 586 to 1404 code for a protein of 272 amino acids. Gene Ontology annotation, biological process: double-strand break repair via homologous recombination; DNA damage tolerance.
UAAUAUGAGGUAAAGAAUCACAAUUUAUGAUACCAGCACUGUAAGAUUUGAUUGCUGAUUUGAAAUAUGUCCUAUGAUCGUAAUCUUGACCAACCGUUUAGGAGAGUUCAGUGUUCCCCCAUUCAAAUAGAUAGGAGCUGCACUGGCAUGACUGGAAAUCUUACUGGAAACCUCCUGAGAACGUUCCAAAGAUGGCCGACAGUGGACUGACUUGCUAGAAAGACGUUUUGGGCGUUUUUCCAAACGGCAGUUUUGCGCCUUAGAAGGACACUGCGGGAAGGGGACGCCACUCGAAAGUGCGUUCCAAACAAAAUUAAGAAAGCAUUUUUUUUUUACUAUUAGCGAAGGUUACAUUCAUACAGUACUUUCAUGCUCCAUUUAGACUGUCCACAUCAAGAUAUCUAUCAUUAAAAGGGAGUAGGGCAUAUGGAUGAUCACUAUCAACUGAAUUUUGCCCUUUGAGCUGAAUACACUAGCGGCAGUUUCAGCUUGCCAUGUGACCGGAAGUAUUGUUUCUGGUGGGACCGCGCGAUUGUUGCACGAAUUGACAUCGCGGUAAAUUGUAAACAGCUUAGAGGAAGUAGAAUGUCACGACCAAUGGGAGAAAGUCACAAGCGCUUCUUACAGACCAUGAUGAGCAAUGGAAUCAUCAGUGCUUCACAGGCCAAAGCCCUACACAAACACUGCUGUGAGACCCAUGAAGCACACUAUACGCAAGAUAGACUAGAUGAAUUCAUUGAUGUCAUCAAUGCUCAUCUUCAGCCCAUGUUUAUGCACAUCAGAAAGGGCAUGUCUGAAGAGGACGGACUGCAGUAUUAUGCAUUGGUAAACAUAACAGAGACUGACAUAACAAGAAUGGCGUCUGAUUAUGCAGACAAUGAACUGGAAUUGUUCAGGAAAACGAUGGAUCUGAUAGUAGACUCUGAGAGCGGUUCUGCAUCCUCCACCGAUAUUUUAAAUUGUGCCGACACCCUCCAGACAAAGAAACUGAAGAAAAAAGAAACUGAGCAUGUCUUAAACAAAUUUGUCCAGGACAAAUGGUUAAAUGAGAAACAUGGCGAAUACACUCUGAGUGUUCGCUGCCUCAUGGAAAUGGAGCAGUAUAUGCGCACAAUCUACCAGGAUCUCAUCAAAGUGUGUUACGUGUGCCACAACAUUGCCUUGCAGUGCCAAAUGUGUGACAAUCCGACCUGUGGAAUCAAGAUGCACCUCCCAUGUGUUGCUAGAUAUUUUAAAGGACGAAGUGACCCUCAUUGCCCCUCGUGCAAUGAUUUCUGGCCUCAUGAGAUUCCAGAAAUACAGCGUCCUCAGUCACAGAGUUCACAAAGUCAGUCUUUAUCAGCCAAAGAGAACACGGCUCCCACACCAUCCACAUCAGCAACACGGCGGUCCAGAAGGUCCUAAUCUCAAAGCUUACCCUGCAGAUUCAACUCUGCAGCUGGG